AUGGAACGUAUUCUUCUUGCUACAAAUUAUCCUAACCUACAUGGACUUGGUUUAUAUGGUAUUGAUGUAGAAAAAGCUCUAUCUCUUUUUAAUGAAUUGCAUAUUCGUGUAACUGAUUUCACUGAUUUGAUUUAUUUACUUGAUGGACGUUUUAAUCAACUUCAUACAUUUCAUGUUAAUAGUAUGAUCAUUGAAUGCGCCAGUUCAACGAUUCAUAGAGGGGAUAAAUUGCCUAAUCUAAGAUGUUUUUCGUUAUAUUCUGAUAUGGAUGUACACGAUUAUGAUGAAUUAAUUGUACCACUUCUACAUCGGAUGUUGAAUUUAGAAAAACUUGAUUUACAACUUUUGGUGUAUCGUAAUAAAGGAUUCAUUAAUGGAAACGAUUUAAACGAAGAUAUUAUCAAUAAUAUGCCAAGAUUAAAUAAACUUACAUUUAAUAUUCGUUUAUUCAAUCGUCUUCCUGAUCAAAUAAAUAUACCUUCAAAUGAAAAUAUUCAACCUACAUUCAAAGACUUUAAAAGUACUCAAAUUAUUUCUUGUGUUGAUUAUUUUCAAGAAAAGCAAUACAGUUUUUGUCAUAUUUAUUCAUAUCCAUAUCGAAUGAAUUAUUAUGAUAAUAUUUCAAAUAAUUUUCCAGGUGGAUUAUUUAAAAAUGUUCAUACAGUAUCAUUAUUUGAUGAACGUCCGUUUGAAUAUGAAUUUUUUCUUCAAAUUGCUCAAUCAUUUCCAUUUGUGAAGGAAUUAACUGUUACUAAUGAAAAACCACAUAAGAAUAAAUUAUAUAGAAAAUCGAAGAACGACAAUCAAGAUUUAUCGAUUAUUAGAUAUCCUCAUCUUACUCGACUCACUCUUCUUCAAGCUCAUGAUGAUUAUGUGGAACAAUUUCUACUUCAUACGGAAGUGUUUCUGCCGAAUACUGUUCGUCUUAUUGUCUGUUAUGAAACAAUGAAAAGGAUUACAGAAAAUUUCACAAGACAUGCAACGCAAAUCAAUUGUGCAAAACUGGCUUCUGUACAUCUAGUUAAUAGAUAUAAAUUUAAAAUGUUCUAUUAUAUUGAUGAUCAAGAUCCACCUUAUUUAACAAAAUUAAAUGUAAUUGGUUUAUCACGUUUAAAAGAUUUUAAAAAUGCUCUUGAUCAAGAAAUUAUUAAUGAUGAAGAAAUUUUACCAUUUGAUACACAAGAUCGUAUUCUCGUUUGUCUUAUUUCCAUUGAAGAUAGUACAACAUCAAGUGGUGGUGGUGGUUUAGGAGGAGGAAAUAAACAAUCCAAACAUCUUCAUCAUCAUCGAGAUGAUACAAUAUUAACAUCAACAACAAAUAGUUCAUUUAAUAUUCAACAAGCAAGUCCUGUUGGUUCAUUAUCAUGGAUUGUACAUACACAACCUAUACAAAAUACAUAUAAUAAUCCUCAACAACAAAUCUUACUUCAUCAUCAACAAUCGUUACUUAAUUCAACAACAAGUAUGAAUUCAACCAUAUCAAAUACAAAUAAUACAAUGGCUGAUAAUGAACGUUUUGGUCUUGGGCUUAAUUUAAUAAAUAAUUCUGUUAUGGAUAUUAUUGCACGAGCUAUGGCUAAACCUGGUUCAGGUUUAGAUAUACGUGAUAGAAAAUGGCUUAAAAUAAAAAUACCGCAAUCAUUUCUUGGUGUGGGUUUUGAUUUAGUGAAUUGGUUAUUUAAAAAUGUUCCUGGAUUUAUUAAACGAUAUGAUGCAAGAAAGUAUGCCUCAACUAUGCUUAAAGCAGGUUAUAUUGAUCAUCCGGUUCAUAAAUCAAUAUUUUCUGAAAAGUGUUAUUAUGUUUUUGGCGAUAUUUAUUCGCAGGGUAGAUAAAAUCUUUUUCUUUUCGAAAGGUUUUAUUGAUGGAUGUACCGAGAUCGAGAUCGAACCGAGACUCUCGGUCCGAGUAGUCUCGGUCUCGGUCUCGGCCAGUGAUGCAACGAUGAUGAUAACCGACCCUUACCAUUAACGGGUUUUCACUGGUAUCACUCUGAUAUCGUCCAUACAGACUCCGAGUGUACUCGGUUUCUCGAAACUUUUAGUUCGAUUUUUUCCAUCAAUGGAAACGUUUUUUUUUUCAAAAAUAAUGAUUUUUUCAUAAGGCUCAAUCGAAAGUAAUCGGAGUCGAGGAAUCGAAAUCUACACUCAGUUUUUCAGAAUUUUGAGUUCGAUUUUGUUCAUCAAGGACAGAACUUUUUCAAAAGUAAUGGUUUUUUAUAAGGAUUAACCGAAGGUAAUCAAGGUCGAGAAAUCCGAAUCUACAAUCAGUUGGUGUGGGUGUGGGUCUGGGUGUGGGUGUGGGUCUGGGUGUGGAUGUGGGUCUCAAAAAUAAUAUCCACACCCACCAACCCACACCCACACCCCACACCCACACCCACCAACACCCACACCCUCAACCCACACCACCCACCCACACCCCACACCCACCCACACCUCACACCCACACCCACACCCUCAUUUAUUUUGCGCAUUUGUGCUCUAAUUUCUGUUUGGCUUGUUGAGUUGUAUUUCAUAUUGUGUGUUUUAUUAUGAUUUCAAUCAUUGAUUUAACUAGUAAAUAAGUCGG
This is a messenger RNA of Rotaria sp. Silwood2, 2566 nucleotides long. The record is from the annotation of a GenBank genome assembly. Lineage: Eukaryota; Metazoa; Rotifera; Eurotatoria; Philodinida; Philodinidae.